UGCCCAUUUGUGUCAGCUUGUAAACAGCACGUUGGGUAACCUAAGCAUUUAAAAGGACUGUUGACAUUACAAAUAAACGGCCAGGAAUUAGAUAUCCUAACGUGUUACUUAAAGCCGCGUGAUAAUGGGUGCUUGCAGAGGUAGUUGUCAUGGUUUUAGCCAGAAUAACUUUAUUUAGAUAAAACAAUUUGGGGUAGGAAGAAAUGUGUUGUAAGAGCAGCGAAGUAGGGGAGUGCUUUAUUUCCGUUCAUGACACAAAAAAGAAACGUUUGAAGGACACCAAAUCCCCAGUAGGUUGACGCACAGAACAUAAAAUCCCCCUGGACAUUUAUAAACUGAGGUCACGUCGUUUCUUGAUAUUUUUUUUAUAGAUAUAAAAUGCAUCUUUUUAAAACGGAACAAAUCUGCAGCACGUUCACUGGCGGCACUAAAGAGUGUGACACAGCGGAAGUAAACAUUCACGAGCAGCGUAUUUAAACCGGUUUGAACGCAGUCGCUUGAAGACGACGGGAUUUUGAUUUCAGCGUGGUUGUCGAAAAAAAAUGUCUUCAGUCGAGUGUUUGAGGGAGUUUGUCAACGAGCGGCUGAGUGCUGCUGCUGAAGAAAUAUUCGGAGUUUUUACAAAAACUAUCAUCGAGUAUGAAGAAGAGAUUCAUCGUCAACGCAGGUUGCUGGAUAUGGUCUGGAAACCUCAUGUUAAGUUACACAAAAUAGAGCCAUCACAGCAACAUGACUACAAGCAGGAGGGGGUGUUCUCUGACCAGCAGCCCUGUACCCAGGAGAGGAACUCAAGUCUGGACCAUCAGGACCCAGAACCUCCACAGAUUAAAAAGGAACGGGAGGAACUCUGGACCAUCGAGCUCCCAUUACGACACGUCUCUGAGGAGGACUUUCUCGCCGACCAGCAGCUCUGUAACUUGGAGAGCGACUCCAAUCUGUAUGAAGAAGACCUGGAACCUCUACAGACUGUGGAGGAAGAGGAGGUACUUUGUACCAAUCAGGGGGGAGAGCAGCUUGAUCUGAAGCUGGACAGUGAACACUUGGAGUCAUUUUGUGAGAGAACUGACCGCAUUGAACUGGAAAUAAUUAACCCCCACAACUCUGAUGUGGCUGAGAACCAAGCUCCCAAAAGAAAGAAGCGUGGCAAGAUAGGGUCAAUUAGAACAUUAAAAGCAAAAGAAAAAAGCAAGAGGGACAGAGGAGGUAGUCGCAGCAGUGAAAUAUCUGUAAAUAACUAUAAUCCUCUCACAGGGGAACCCUCCUUUAAAUGUGAUACAUGUGGGGAAACUUUCAGGUUUAAGUCUGGGUUAAAAACACAUCUGCGUAUUCAUGAAGGUAAAGACACGUUUAAAUGCAACUUUUGCAGGAGAGUAUUUAGUUGCAGCUCACUGCUGAAACGUCACACAAGGACCCACACAGGUGAAAAGCCACUGUCUUGCAAAACGUGUGGAAAAGCUUUUAGGUGGCAUGAAAAAUUGAAAGCCCACAUGGCAACCCACACAGGUGUAUCGCCACACUCCUGUAGCAUAUGUGGGAAAGGAUUCAUUAAAAUGUCAUACUUGAAGGAUCACAUAAGAAUUCACACAGGUGAGAAGCCGUUCAUUUGCAAGGUAUGUGGCAAAUCUUACAGACUCAGUUCUAGCUUGAAAAACCACAUGAGGGCACACACAGGGGAUAAGCCACACUCUUGCAGCAUCUGUGGGAAAAGAUUCGCCUGGGAGUCAGAAUUGACAUGUCACUUCAGAACUCAUACAGGUGAAAAGCCAUUCCGCUGUACAGCAUGCGGCAGAUGUUUCACGGCUGUUAGUAACUUGAUAGCCCAUGUGAAAGGAGUCCACACUGGUGAGAUGCCACAUAUUUGCACUAUCUGUGGGAAACGAUUUGUUUACGCCUCUCAGAUGAAAACACAUAUGAGGGCCAAGCAUGCUGGCACUUAGACUUGGAUGUUAAACAGGGUUCAAAAUGAAGGAUACAAUGAAGUCUGAUACGUUUGAUUUCUUAGUUUCCCUUUUCUAAUUAAACUCUGUUGGCUUAAUGUCAAAAGUCAUGCUGUUUGAAGUUUGUUUUUUACAUGAAUAUUUAAUUUAGGAAUUACAUCUGUAUUUUUUGGCUUCUGUACCCUCUGAGUUUUACAAUUUUGAAACUGAAAGUCCACAGCUGGAUUGUGAAAAAACGUUUUUUGUUUGUUUCUGCUUGUCUUCACCUAGCCACUCCAGCUAAAUGUAUCUUUUUUCAGAACUCUCAAAAAUAAAACCAUUAAAUUCUGCUACAAUAA
This is a messenger RNA of Cheilinus undulatus (humphead wrasse), 2275 nucleotides long. Its product is annotated as zinc finger protein 37-like. The record is from RefSeq and is a predicted model, not a curated record. NCBI's taxonomy places the organism in Eukaryota, Metazoa, Chordata, Actinopteri, Labriformes, Labridae. Gene Ontology annotation, cellular component: nucleus. Gene Ontology annotation, biological process: regulation of transcription by RNA polymerase II. The transcript has 3 exons. The coding region runs from base 543 to 1937 and encodes 464 amino acids. Gene Ontology annotation, molecular function: RNA polymerase II cis-regulatory region sequence-specific DNA binding; DNA-binding transcription factor activity, RNA polymerase II-specific.